Messenger RNA from Coregonus clupeaformis (lake whitefish), 1830 nucleotides. RefSeq names its product ras-related protein Rab-19-like. Gene Ontology annotation, molecular function: GTPase activity; GTP binding. Lineage: Eukaryota; Metazoa; Chordata; Actinopteri; Salmoniformes; Salmonidae. The coding region runs from base 931 to 1578 and encodes 215 amino acids. Gene Ontology annotation, cellular component: trans-Golgi network. The transcript has 4 exons. The record is from RefSeq and is a predicted model, not a curated record.
GAGAGGGAGCGCAGACAGCGAGCAGAGGAAAACUUUAAGGAAUGGCUUUGUGCCCAGGACAAGAGUCGACCCAGUCCCAAGGUACCCGGCUGCCUACGAGACCUGGGACCUUGCCUAGAAAACUACAAUUCCCAAGAUGCAGCGGUGCAGGUGGCCAGACAACUGGUAUUCGCACCUGCCAGGAAAGGUAAGGGGUGUACCUUAGCGGUCUGUGAACCAAUGAGAGUGGGGAGAACAACAGAGUAGUAGAGAGAGGGAUAUGGUAUGAAAGGCAUAAGCACACUAACUGCACAGGGAAGCAGUUGGAAGAAUGAGCACAAAGAAUGUGAGUGAUUUGGAUGUAUACAACCUAUCGAACAGGGUAAAUAGGACUUGAAACGUGGACCUUAAAAAAAUCAAAAAAUCAAUAAUAAUCCAACACACUGUUCAUUGAGGACUAGCAUUUUAUAUGUGAUAUUGUUUAUACUGUGAAUGAAUCUGUUGCAGGUCAACAUUUGAUUUAGUGUGGAAUGACCGCACUUUGGGAGAUGGACACCUGAGGAAAUAUCUGAAGAGGUGCCGAGUAGGGAACACCUGUAGAGGUAGAGGAUAUAGCCUACUGAAUGAAGCCUUAUCUUCAAUACUUCAGCAAUUUAUUUUCUGCAUAGGAACCUUUUAUUUUUUAAGUUCCUGAGCUUUCCCAAGACAAUCUGAAUAGAAGUGACACAGUUUAAGUAGGAAGUGUUCAUGUACUUCUUUAGCUCCUCUUGAGGAAGUGUUCUCCCCAUGUUUCUGACCAGGAUGUAACCAAUCUCUGUCAACAGUUUCAACUGUUAUUGACACAACUAACAACAUACACAUUAGAGAACCAGUUCUAUCACUGCUGCAGGGCAUCUCAGCCUGGCCCUAGUUUAGUGGUGUCUCUGACUGGCCCUGUGGCGACCCCUCACCAUGCAGUCCUCUGGGCCGGAGCAGGACGACUCCUUUGACUUCCUCUUUAAGAUUAUCCUGGUGGGAGACUCAGACGUGGGGAAGACCUGCGUGGUCCAGAGAUUUAAGUCUGGUGUCUUCAUGGAGAAACAGCAGAACACUAUCGGGGUGGACUUCACCGUCAGAACCAUGGUCAUCAAUGGCAGGAAGGUCAAGCUGCAGGUGUGGGACACAGCUGGACAGGAGCGUUUCCGCUCCAUCACCCAGAGUUAUUACCGUAGUGCCCACGGCGCCAUAGUGGCCUACGACAUCACACGCCGGCCAACCUUUGACUCUUUGACACACUGGAUCCAAGAAGUGGAACAGGAUGGGGCUGCUAGCGUUGUGCUCAUUCUCAUUGGGAACAAGUCAGACCGGCAGUCGGAGAGACAAGUGCUGUUUGAGGAUGCCUGUACCCUGGCUGAGGGGAGGGGUGCGCUGGCCGCCCUGGAGACCUCGGCCAAGGACGCCCAGAAUGUGGAGGCAGCCUUCCUGCUCAUGGCCCGGGAGCUGAUGGUGAGGAAUGGCCUCGCUGUCACAGACCAACACUCACAGGCCUCCCCACACUUCUCCUCAAACUCCCAUCCAAUCCAUGGCUCCGAUCCUACAGACAGGAAAUCAUGUUGUUGAGAGAAUUGACGGGAAGCGUGGGAGACGUUGUGGUGCUGAUAACCUGUCUGGAAUCAACGUUGCCUACACACUGUCCCUUGACACUUGUAGAUGUAAAGCCACAAAGCCCACUAGUUUUAGACUGCUUACAUCUAUAGGUGCUGCCAAGAAAUGUCUUAGGAUAGGGGAUGUGUGUACUAUAUUGUGUGGAUGUGAUAAAUGUGCAUUUGGAAAGUAUUCAAACCUUUGACUUUUUCCACAUUUUGUUACGUU